CCAGUUGUCGACAGUGAUAAAACAUUUCAUCCACGAUAUCACAGAUAGCUAAUUAUUUAAUUUUGACUUGUUUGUAAUGAAUCAAAGUAAGUGUCUUUCGAUCAAGAUGCAUUUUGAUAACAAAAUGUGUAUCGACUGAUACAGCAUCAAUAUAAAAAUUUCUAAUUUGUUUGAAAUAACGAAGUUUCCUUCGAAGUAUGGAAGAUUCGUGCCAGCAUGUAAAGCUUUCGAAGUAAAAGAAAAACGAGGACAAUCAGUGCGUGUAUAUACAUAUCGGAGUCCCAUGCUGCACGACGGCAUGUUCGUCUGUAUCAGUCGCUUCCAGCGCUAUUUACUCCAUUAUGUAGUCGAGCGACAAGUAGCCACACUCACAGCCGCUGCCGAGUGCCCCCACUACUGGCCGCAGCGAGUCUCGAAAAGCAAUAAAAGGUCGUACUAUCAGAGCUGCCUCCAUCGCCUGCAGUGGCACUCGAACUCGAGCUACGUACCGGUUUGCGCCUCCACAGUGACAAAGAACAAACCCGUUGAAUACUUCACCGGCUGUCUCCUCUUAAACCGUAUCUCCGCGACUAAUACAAGCAGUAGAGAAGCCGCAACAAUGUCUAGAGAUCCUGCAGCUGAACAGCUCAACUCUUACAAGAAAUCUGUCAAGGGAGAUCCCCCGACACUUCUCACUGGAAAUGGAGCGCCGAUCGCUAACAAAAAGGCCGCCCUCACGGUGGGCCCGCGGGGACCGAUGCUUUUGCAGGACUUUGUGUACCUCGACGAGAUGUCGCAUUUCGACAGGGAGAGGAUUCCCGAAAGAGUAGUCCACGCCAAAGGAGCCGGGGCCUUCGGUUACUUGGAGAUCACUCAUGACAUCACGAAGUACUCGAAAGCCAAGGUUUUCUCGGGCAUCGGAAAGAAGACGCCCGUCGCCGUGCGAUUUUCCACCGUCGCUGGCGAGAGCGGUUCUGCCGAUACGGUGAGAGACGUGCGCGGCUUCUCCAUGAAGUUCUACACGGAGGAGGGAAUUUGGGAUCUCGUUGGCAACAACACGCCGAUCUUCUUCAUCAAAGAUCCCAUGUUUUUCCCGAGCUUUAUUCACACGCAGAAGAGGAAUCCCGCGACGCAUCUGAAGGAUGCGGACAUGUUCUGGGACUUUAUCACUCUGCGACCGGAGUCGACGCAUCAAGUGAUGAUCCUGUUCAGCGACCGCGGUAUUCCCGACGGUCACCGACACAUGAACGGCUACGGUUCCCACACUUUCAAGCUCGUUAACGACAAAAACGAAUGGGUCUACUGCAAGUUCCACUUCAAGACGGAUCAGAAGAUCAAGAACCUGAUGUCCGACAAAGCGGCCGAGCUGAGCGCUACGGACCCCGACUACGGCAUUCGCGACCUCUACAACGCGAUCGCCAAAGGCGAUUACCCCUCCUGGAGCUUCUACAUCCAAGUGAUGACGGCCCGAGAGGCCGAGACGUUCAGGUGGAAUCCCUUCGACCUGACAAAGGUCUGGCCCCACAAGGAAUUCCCCUUGAUACCGGUCGGCAAGCUAGUGCUCGACAAGAAUCCGGAAAAUUACUUUACCGACGUCGAGCAGGCCGCCUUCGACCCGGCUCACAUGGUGCCCGGUAUCGAGCCCAGCCCCGACAAAAUGCUGCAGGGUCGGCUCUUCGCGUACGGCGACACCCACAGGCACCGGCUGGGACCCAACCACCUCCAAUUACCCGUCAAUUGCCCCUACAAGAUGAUGCCGACGAUAAAUUACCAGCGCGACGGCUUCAUGUGCCUGAACAAUCAGGCCGGCGCGCCGAAUUACUUCCCGAACAGCUUCAGCGGCCCGGAGGAGUGUCCGGCUGCCAAAGCGCCGAGUUUCCACGCGAGCGGCGACGUCGAGCGCCACGAGCCCGUCAACGAGGACGACUACGGCCAGGCGAGCCUCUUCUGGCGCAACGUCCUCAACGCCGAGGAGAAGAGCAGACUCGUCGAGAACAUCGUCGGACACCUGAAGAACGCAUCGAAUUUCAUCGUCGAGCGAGCUGUCAGGAACUUCUCGAAUGUCGACGUCGAGCUCGGCAAGCGCCUCACCGAGGGUCUUCGCAAGUCUGGCUUGCAGAUCAAUGUGUCCGGCAAGUCGGCCAACCUCUGAAAGCUGCCAUCGACUCGAAUUUCAUUAUGUGCCCUUGCACGUUUAUUAUACCUAUCCAGCCCCUGUACACUUGUUACUUCUCCUCCUUUCUUUCCACUAUGUAUAUUGUUGUAUAAGUGAUGGUGCAAUUAAAGCGUUUGUAUUUUCUAUA
Messenger RNA from Nasonia vitripennis (jewel wasp), 2282 nucleotides. RefSeq names its product catalase (gene Cat). The record is from RefSeq and is a predicted model, not a curated record. The transcript is spliced from 8 exons. Gene Ontology annotation, cellular component: peroxisome; mitochondrion; cytoplasm. Gene Ontology annotation, molecular function: heme binding; catalase activity. Lineage: Eukaryota; Metazoa; Arthropoda; Insecta; Hymenoptera; Pteromalidae. Gene Ontology annotation, biological process: response to hydrogen peroxide; hydrogen peroxide catabolic process. Bases 284 to 2131 code for a protein of 615 amino acids.